AUGCGAGUGCAAGAGUUGCGAGAGACGAAAAAAGAACUCAGGCUUUUGAAAUGCGAGAAAGAAGGUCUCGACAUGGCCCUUGAGCUAACAAUUAAGGAAUCUGCGGUCCUCCUUGAAAAACUUGAAAAGUCCUCUGGCGAAUUCCGAAAACUUGAAAGGGCAUACCUCGGCGAAACCGAAAAACUUCGCCGCCAAAAUGAAAUACUGGGUGAUACUCGUAGAGAGUUAAUUGAGACAGUCGAUGAGAAUGAGCAAUUGGUGAGGAGACUGACAAAAAUGCAGAGCUGGUCUGACCGUCUGAAUGAUGAGCAAACAAAACAGAUUAUGCGCCAGUUGUAUCACGAUCUUGAAAGGUGGGCUAAGAAUCACUUCCACCGUCGCAAUUUUGAGGGCCUCUCUAGAUCUGAUGCCUUAUCAUGGUCCUCCUCUGAUGACCUGAGCACUUUCUAUGCCAUAUACUCGACUGUCUCGCACGGUAUAUUUGAGGUUUAUCUUUCGCGGAUGAUGGUGGGCGUCAUAAACUUUGAGCUGCAAGAUAUCUUUCGUCAAAUUUAUGGCGAGAUUCGCCGCGCAUGUCCAACGCACGUCACGCAAAAUUGGCAUUCCGCAAUGAGCACAGCGUUAUCUUCGAUUGGGGCUGAAGAGGUUGAGGCAGAUUAUAAGGCCUUCAUUGAUACCUUUGAAACUCAGUAUGGUCAAUACUCCUCGACUGACCCUGAAAAGCGCCGAGAACAAUUGGAGGUAUUGCUUCGCAGAUUUGUGGAGUUUAAGGGAAGAUUGGAACAGCAAAUUUAUCUUUACACCUUUGAAUGGAUCAGCCCUGCUUCUCAGUUUAGCGAAGGCAAGAUGAAGAACUUUACUGGGCUCUGUUCGUCUGCGGCUGUUGUUCAAAGGACUCUGUGCCCUGUUCUUUAUAAGGUUCCACCUGAGGGUGAGUUGAUAUUGGUAGAGAAAGGGGUGGUGACCGUGACGCCGUAUAUACGGCCUCUGGAGCCUGAGCCUGACGCCACCAAGGAAAAUAUAGAGGUUGCUUAUUUGGAGCUGGAGGAUGGCUUUAAGAUGGAUGUUACUCCAGAGCCAGAUCCAAUGGAGGAUUCUCUUAUUUCCCUUCUUUAG
Molecule: messenger RNA, 1116 nt
Organism: Penicillium angulare
Lineage: Eukaryota; Fungi; Ascomycota; Eurotiomycetes; Eurotiales; Aspergillaceae
Exons: 2
Coding region: 1-1116 (371 amino acids)
Source: RefSeq, a predicted model, not a curated record